Messenger RNA from Metarhizium album ARSEF 1941, 1236 nucleotides. Its product is annotated as golgi mannosyltransferase complex subunit. The record is from RefSeq and is a predicted model, not a curated record. Gene Ontology annotation, molecular function: glycosyltransferase activity. Gene Ontology annotation, cellular component: Golgi membrane. Gene Ontology annotation, biological process: protein N-linked glycosylation. The transcript is spliced from 3 exons. The coding region runs from base 1 to 1236 and encodes 411 amino acids. NCBI's taxonomy places the organism in Eukaryota, Fungi, Ascomycota, Sordariomycetes, Hypocreales, Clavicipitaceae.
AUGCGACAUCUCGGCGCCAACCGCUAUCCUUCCUUUUCGACGCAGAAUUCGGGCUUCUUUGCUCGCCACUUGCGCCGCAUUUCAAGCAACCUCCCCCGCUACAACUCGAGUAAUACAGAUCCACGAUACGGUGACAAGCACACGCCUUCGCGCGUUCACAAUAUUCCUUUGCUUGGAAGAAUGCGAUCCAUCUUUGCUCGCAUGGGCCGAAAGCUGAAACUCAGACUUCUUCUUGUUCUUGUUUUCCUGCUCUGCCUGUACAUAUUCUAUCAUUCUCCUCUCAUCUACUGGUAUCGAAGAGCAAGCUGGGGUCGAGGUGGCUCAAAGUUUGUCAUCAUCCUCGCAGCCAAUGUCGGAGGAGGCGUCAUGGAGUGGAAAGGUGCUCGAGAGUGGGCAAUUGAGCGGGACAGCGUACGAAACAAGCGGAAAUAUGCUGCAAGAUGGGGCUACGACCUCGAAAUCGUCGACAUGAAGACUAGGAAGAAGUAUGCUCACGAAUGGCGAGAAAGCUGGGAAAAGGUCGACUACGUCCGAAGUGCCAUGAGGAAAUACCCCAAUGCUGAAUGGUUCUGGUGGCUUGACCUCAACACGUAUGUGAUGGAACCCUCGUACUCCUUGCAGGAUCAUCUCUUCGACAACCUCCAGACCAACGUGUACCGCGAUAUCAACGAAUACAACCCGCUCAAUAUUACCCAUCCUCUCACCUACCCGUAUCUUGACAAAUCUGCCAGGAGUCCAGUGGGAGACGGCAACAUCAACUCUGUCAACCUGCUUUUCUCGCAGGACUGUUCUGGCUUCAAUCUGGGAUCAUUCUUUGUGCGACGUAGCGCCUGGACCGAACGCCUCUUGGAUGUCUGGUGGGAUCCAGUGGCGUACGAGCAGAAGCAUAUGGCGUGGGAGCACAAGGAGCAAGAUGCUCUGGAGACUCUCUACCAGAACCAUGCUUGGGUACGAGAGCACACUGGCUUCUUGCCUCAACGAAAAAUCAACAGCUUCCCGCCGGCCGCAUGUGACGAUGGCUCUGGAAAGAACAACACUCGUUUCCAUUAUAGUCAGCACGACCGUGACUUUGUUGUCAACAUGGCUGGCUGCGAAUGGGGUCGAGACUGCUGGGGCGAAAUGUAUCACUACCGAGAGUUCAGCUACUGGCUCAACAGAAACGCCUGGGAACGCUUCAAGGAAGACUUUAUCGCUGUUAUCUGGUGGAAACUCACAGGCAAGCGGGUGAAGCUGUGA